AUGGCGGAACUCGACGAGGAGGAAGUGGCGGCCCCUGAGGUCGAGAAGCCUAGCUACGAGAGCACUCGGAAGGUGACGGAUGUCAAUGGAGCAGUUCGCGGUGUUUUGAAGAAGUCCCUCAUGGUGGAUGGCGUCAUCCGGGGAUUGCACGAGGUUGCCAAGAAUGUUGAAGCUGGCAGGGCACAGGUUGUGUUCCUGGCGGAGUCCUGCAAUGAAGCCACCUACAAGAAGCUCAUCCAGGGCCUGUGUCUGGAGAAGAAUGUGCCGCUGAUCGAUGUGCCCGACAACAAGAGCCUGGGUGAGUGGGCAGGCCUUUGCAAGAUCGACAAGGAUGGCCACCCCAGAAAGGUGGUGGGUGCCAGCUGCGUGGCCGUGGUGGAUUUUGGUGAGGAGGGUCAGGUGAGGGAUGUCAAUGGAGCAGUUCGCGGUGUUUUGAAGAAGUCCCUCAUGGUGGAUGGCGUCAUCCGGGGAUUGCACGAGGUUGCCAAGAAUGUUGAAGCUGGCAGGGCACAGGUUGUGUUCCUGGCGGAGUCCUGCAAUGAAGCCACCUACAAGAAGCUCAUCCAGGGCCUGUGUCUGGAGAAGAAUGUGCCGCUGAUCGAUGUGCCCGACAACAAGAGCCUGGGUGAGUGGGCAGGCCUUUGCAAGAUCGACAAGGAUGGCCACCCCAGAAAGGCGGGUUUGGUCCUUUGA
Molecule: messenger RNA, 693 nt
Organism: Effrenium voratum
Lineage: Eukaryota; Dinophyceae; Suessiales; Symbiodiniaceae
Source: the annotation of a GenBank genome assembly